Messenger RNA from Melanotaenia boesemani (Boeseman's rainbowfish), 3065 nucleotides. RefSeq names its product calcyon neuron-specific vesicular protein (gene caly). Lineage: Eukaryota; Metazoa; Chordata; Actinopteri; Atheriniformes; Melanotaeniidae. The record is from RefSeq and is a predicted model, not a curated record. Gene Ontology annotation, cellular component: endosome; membrane. Gene Ontology annotation, biological process: G protein-coupled dopamine receptor signaling pathway; endosomal transport; clathrin coat assembly. Bases 221 to 811 code for a protein of 196 amino acids. Gene Ontology annotation, molecular function: clathrin light chain binding. The transcript is spliced from 5 exons.
AGUCUCUGUUGCCGCGCAGAAACGCACAUUCACAUCGAGCUGCCAGUUUCCGCCAGAGCCGCUUCAGGCUGCAUUACAUGCGCAGUCCUGCUCUGAAUCACACAUCACCACGGCAACCGGUGCUCACACAGAGUCCCGUCAGCAUCCGAGAGAUCCGAUCCCGUCCACAAUCGACCGGAGAUCCCGCAAAACCACAGCAUUUUCAAGCAGCUGAGCAGCUAUGGUGAAGUUGGGAAGUAAUCUGUCUGAUAAGCUGGAGAAGCAGCCAUCUACAGAUGAUGGCUUUGAUAACAUCCCCCUCAUCACACCCCUGGAGGUCAACCAGCUCCAGCAGCCAUUUGCAGACCAAGUCAUCGUGAAGACGUCGACACAGUAUCAGCUGCAGCAGCAGAAGAAGAAUGGGCUGUAUGUUCCCAACAUAAAGAAGCUGAAUAUCAACUUCUACAGGGAUGUCACAGAUAGAGCCAAGAUCACAGGUCUUAUCAUCAUCACUUUGGCGUUCCUGACCAGCCUGCUUCUUCUGCUCAUGUACAAAGCCAUGUGGUAUGACCAGCUUAUCUGCCCAGCAGGUUUUGUCCUGAAGGAGAAGCACUGCACCCCUGCAGCUCUGGAGAUGUACUACACAGAGCAGCAGGAGCCGGGUAUUCACAGCAGCACCAACACCGGUCUGUACGCUGCUCUCAGCCACCUCAACCAGGUCAAGAGGACUGAGCCUGAGCUGCCAUCUCCAUGGUUACCAGUCAUCAGCACACUGAAGGAGACUGAGGAGUCCAGCAAGCCACUGAAAGGAGUGCUGGAAGAAGAGGAGUGAAGGGUGUAGCAAAAAUGUAGGCAAAAGAGCAAAAAAAAGAGGGAAUGUUAGAUAUGGUUUUGUCACUGCGUGUGUGUGUGUGUGUGUGUGUGUGUGUGUGUGUGUGUGUGUGUGUGUGUGUGUGUGUGUGUGUGUGUGUGUGUGUGUGUGUGAGUGUAUUUAAGAUUUUCUAGUUUCCCACCAGAUAGUCCACUAAAUUAUUGCUUGUGCCAGAACUUUAAAAACUUUAAAGUUUGACUGACAGCUCAGAUAAGUAGUGAAGGAAUGCAUGUGUGUGUGUGUGUGUGUGGGUGUGUGUGAGUGCGUGUGGUGAGUUGUGGUUAGAAGCAGGAAUGUUACUCAGUCAUGACUAAAGACUGCCAUCUGCAUACACCGUAUACUCCCACUCAUGUAAAUCUGUACACACUUACAUGUAUGAGCACAUAUGUAGUUCAUGCAUAUUUUCAUUCAUGUGUUGCGUGUGCAUGCAUACACUGUACAAUAUUACACACUUGUCUGAGUAAGUUGGAGGUGAAACAAAAGAGAGAAGGCGAGAAACCAAAGUGAGAAGUGAAGGUAACAAGUUUUUAAUGACAAUGCUGCAGGUUUAUCUUCAUUAAUCAGCUUUGACGUCUUGCUUUCUCUUCAUUAGUUUUAGGGCUGAAUGUAAGAAAUCAUAGAGGAAUGUAUUUACAGCUCAUUUUGCUGAGGUAAGUCGAUUUCACAUCGUUUUACCUGCCGCCUGCAAGUUCCAGUAUUGCGCUAUUGGAAUCAGAGAAAAGUGCAUUUUUAAGUGUUUGUCUGCAUUUUCAAAUAAUAGGGAUGUUGCAUUUAUAGUUAAUUACCACAAAGUUAAUUUAAACAGUGUUAAAUCUGUAACACAACUAAAUGUGCAUCAAGUACAGGGGUCUGGAUACUUUAUGAAUCCAUUGUAUAUUUCCUUAUUUGGUCACUCUAAUUUUGCAUUAUAAAGUGAUCUGUUUACUAUAAGUAUAGAUGUGACUUUUCAUGUAUUAUUACAGACAAAACCUAGAUUGGGAUAUUGCUGUAUUUUAGUGUACUUUAUGUAAGCUAAUUGUAAACAAUAAGCAAUCAUGCUCCAACCCUGUUUUUUUUGUUGUUUCUUAGUAUGUCUUUGGUAAUGCCCUUGCAAAUGUAAAGUUUAAGAAUUACAGAAGGAUAUCAUAAAGGUCCUUAAAUGAAUGUAUAUGAAUAUAUAAAGUCGCAGCUUUUAUCUCGCAGUAGAUGGAAGUAGUGCUUAAAAUGCUUGAUCUAAAAGUGUUCACAGUAUUCUUUAUUUAUCUGUGCAUUAUUUAACAACCUCUUCAUGGAAAAGUUGUUUUUGCAAACCUAAAUGUUUUGUAGAGGAAAGACAAGGCAGAAAAUUGUGUGUUGUUCAUUUUUCAAACAGAUGCAAUUGAUGCCCCAUUAACAAGUAUCAGACUCAUCUGCUCAGAUGUCGCUCAGAUGGACUGAGUGUAGUUUCUUAAAGAAAUUUUACUCUUAAUCCAGAAGAUCUUCUUCAUUUCUGGUGGAAAUAGUGGUAGAUUUCCCCCUAAGUAGUCUAUGAAACCACAGACGUUAUAGAGUCAACGACUGUGGUUAAGAGUUGUGACUCAGCUGAGGUCUUAUAUUGUCCAUAUCUUUUACAGUCGUAAACGCGAAACCAUCAGUGGUUUCACAUACUACUUUUCAUCAGAACUGAAAAGGCUCUUCUGGAUGAGAGCGAAAUGUCUUGAAGAAACAAAAUCCAGUCCAAUUGAUCAGACUCAACCUAUGUUGGAUACCAUGAUUUGGAUGAAUCAGAACCUUCACAGACAAAGGACUGAAGUGUUGAUUGUCUUUUUCACAGCCAGGCCUUCCCUUUAAUUAAACAUUAAUUAAGGAUUUAAGCAGUGAUUGAAACUUUCAAUGUUGGAUUUCACAGAAAAUCUUUAUUAGGCGUUUUUUAUCCAUUAUUAUUUAAAUUAAUUCAUACUUAAAGAUUAUUUAGCUAAAAAAACAAACAAAAAAGAUUAUUUAGCUAUAAUAAGUUAACAUUCAAGAUAAAUUAUCCCUCUAAUUUAUCACAUAUCGAUGCUUUGUCAGGAGCCUGCUGUACGGGUUUUCAAUGCAGAGGGUACCCGUGCAGUUUCCUGAGCAGGUAACAUGAUGGUUGCAGGAUGCUUUACCAUGUUAGUGUGGAAAAUAUUGGCAAAAUUUUUUGCAGUAAAAUGCAUUUUAAUAUGUAUUCAAAUGACUAACAGUGGCAUACACAAUAAAAUAUUCAAUAUUC